AUGUCCACAAAUAAAAUUUCUUUCUUGCUAAACUGGCAACCAGCUCCAUACCAUAUUCCCAUCUACUUGGCAUCAACCAAGGGUUAUUUCAAGGAGCAAGGCUUGGAUAUUGCCAUUUUGGAGCCUACAAACCCAUCAGAUGUGACUGAAUUAAUUGGUUCAGGCAAAGUGGACAUGGGUUUGAAGGCUAUGAUCCACACCCUAGCAGCCAAAGCUAGGGGAUUCCCGGUUACCUCUGUUGGUUCUUUGUUAGACGAGCCAUUUACUGGUCUUUUAUAUUUGAAAGGUAGUGGUAUUACCGAAGACUUCCAGUCGUUGAAAGGCAAAAGAAUUGGUUAUGUCGGUGAGUUUGGGAAAAUUCAAUUGGAUGAGUUAACGAAACAUUACAAUAUGAACCCUGAGGACUAUACCGCUGUUAGAUGUGGUAUGAAUGUCGCAAAAUAUAUUAAGGAAGGUAAGAUCGAUGCAGGUAUCGGUAUUGAAUGCAUCCAGCAAGUUGAGCUGGAAGAAUACUGUAGAGAACAGGGCAGACCUAUUACUGAUGCAAAGCUGCUAAGAAUUGACAAAUUAGCCUGCUUAGGUUGCUGCUGCUUCUGCACCAUCUUGUAUAUCUGCAAUGAUAAAUUUUUAAAGGAAAACCCAUUGAAGGUCAAAAAGUUCUUGACUGCAGUGAAGAAAGCGACAGACUUUGUUCUAGAACGGCCAGAGGAGGCAUGGAAGGAGUACCUUGAUUUCAAGCCUCAACUAAACACUGAAUUAUCACUGAAGCAAUAUCAAAGGUGUUAUGCCUACUUCUCCUCUUCCUUGUUCAAUGUCCAUCGUGACUGGAAGAAAGUUACCAGCUAUGGUAAGAGACUAGAGGUGCUGCCACCGGACUAUGUGGCUAACUACACCAAUGAUUAUCUCUCUUGGGCAGAGCCAAACGAGGCCAAUGAUCCUUUAGAAGCCCAGAAAUUGAUGGUUAUCCACCAGGAGAAGUGUAGGGACAACGGUGGAUUUAAGAGGUUAGAAGUUAACCUGAAAGCUUAA
Molecule: messenger RNA, 1029 nt
Organism: Eremothecium cymbalariae DBVPG#7215
Lineage: Eukaryota; Fungi; Ascomycota; Saccharomycetes; Saccharomycetales; Saccharomycetaceae
Product: NMT1/THI5 family protein
Exons: 1
Coding region: 1-1029 (342 amino acids)
Biological process (GO): thiamine biosynthetic process
Source: RefSeq, a predicted model, not a curated record